Molecule: messenger RNA, 1353 nt
Organism: Owenia fusiformis
Lineage: Eukaryota; Metazoa; Annelida; Polychaeta; Sabellida; Oweniidae
Source: the annotation of a GenBank genome assembly
AUAGCAGUUCUUUUAGUUGGACUUACAGGCCUGUACAUCAUCCACAGAAUUGGGCUUUCUCACUCAUAUUGGCAAACGUACUGGGAGGACCCCAACGGUGAGAGCCAGGAUGGUCAGGUCUAUGUUCUAUUGGUGGGCUACAUGAGAGGGGGUACCUCAUUGCUGGGUUCAGUGUUUGAGAAUGAUAAGGAAACUAACUACUGGUUUGAACCAAUAGCACCAGUAUACAAUGCAUUAUAUGGUUUGAAUGGCAAUGUGCAAUCCCACUAUAUCAUCAACUUUCCAAAUGGAACAUCCCGUCAACUACCUCAUAUCGAAAUGGAAGCUAUCGUCUCUGAGAUGAAGAAAUUGAUGACGUGUGACUUAGAGAAUCUCCCGAUUGAAGUAAUCGUAAGAAAAUCGCAUAAUACAAUUGAUAAACACAACGAGAAGGUGUGUCAUGUUUAUACAGAUCGGUUGCUUUCCAAUCUCACAAAGUGCAUACAAGAGUCAGGGUAUAAACACAAGCAGUUGGAUGUAAGGCUUAGGUUCUGUAAGAAAUAUCUAGCACAGACACGGAAAUCUAGCUGCAGAUGGGAGGCUUUCCCAAACAAGUUUACGGAAGAGUGCAUAGAUCCCUUCUACGGCAGUAACAGAGACCUCAAGUCCGUUCAAAAUAAAUUUCUUGGUAACCCAUCAGAGGUGGAUUUGGCCUGGGAUCUCAAGAUGUAUGGAGAAUGUUUAGAAGACCUAAAAGUGGGAAUUCAAAAGUGUCUAAAAAAGCAGAAAUCCUCAGAAGAAUGUAAAAGUCAAAAAUUCCAGGUUGUCAAGACAGUCAGGUUGACGUUAGGAAUGGCCAGGGAAAUACUCAAGGUCAUACCAACAGUCAAGGUCAUCCACAUUUUACGGGAUCCAAGAGGUAUACUCCACUCAAGAGGUAACUUUCAUGGACCAGAACACAUUCAAUUCUCCAGAGGAGACAUAGGCCUAUCUGCUAAACAACUCUGUGAAAGAAUGGCAGAUGAUAAUAUCCAAGGAAACAAACUGAGAUCUCAAUACCCCGGGCAGUUUAUGGAAAUCAAAUAUGAAGAUUUUGUCGAUAAACCUCAACAUUGGAUGAAAAGACUUUAUGAUUUUAUAGGAAAGAAUAUACCAAGUGGCUUAGUUGAGACUAUAAAAGAUCAAAUAUCAGGAAAUUGUACCAAAUCGAAUAAAACACACACUGAUGAAUAUUUUGGGGUAUGUCGACAAUCUGGACGUGAUAACAUCGAAGGAUGGCAGAAUUUAACAAAGGAUCACAUAGAAGCCAUUGACAAACAUUGUCUGGAAAUAAGUGUAGAGAAAGGUUACCAUAAAUCAGUAAAAUACUGAAAU